ACUCUGUUUCUGUCUCUUAAUAGCAUCCAUAUUCAUUUCCCCUUCCCUUUCUUUUCCUCUGUCACCCUCAUCCUCACCCUAACCCUUUUUACGCAUUUCAUGCAUUCUUUUUCUAUUCAAACUUAUUCUUCCUCAUCGUUCCCCUAUUCUCUCUGUUCCUGUUGUUGUUGUUUCUGCACCUACCCAUAAUCUCAAUUCCGAUCAAGAAACAAACUUUUCCUUUUUCGUCUUUUCGGGUCGAUCCAUGGAUUCUCAACCGGGUCUAUCUCUCGGGUUGAACGCCACCACCACCCAACUCAGUGACAACUCGUUCUCAUUCCAGGUGAUCAAACUCAAAAACGAACAAGAAGAAGAAGAACAAGCUGAAACCAUUAACUUCAUGGAUUGGCCUGUGCGCGUGAAGAAGAGGAAGAGGCUGAUAGAGGAACAACAACAAUCGUGCCUUGGGAACCAGCCACUAAGGGUUGCAGACCCUGAGAUUUACGAAAUCAUGGAGAAAGAGAAGGGAAGACAGUUCAGAGGAAUCGAAUUGAUUGCUUCUGAGAAUUUCGUGUGCAGGGCAGUGAUGGAAGCUCUUGGUAGCCAUUUGACCAACAAGUACUCUGAGGGAAUGCCAGGAGCCAAAUACUACACAGGUAAUCACUAUAUUGAUCAAAUUGAAUUUCUAUGCUGCAAGCGUGCAUUGCUUGCCUUUGAUCUUGAUCCCAACAAAUGGGGUGUGAAUGUUCAACCUUAUUCCUGCACUUCUGCAAAUUUUGCUGUAUACACUGGUCUCUUGCAUCCUGGGGAUCGAAUUAUGGGUCUGGAUUCCCCGUCUGGUGGACAUUUGAGUCAUGGUUAUUAUACUCUUGGUGGGAAGAAAGUUUCUGCUGCAUCCAUUUUUUUUGAGACUUUGCCUUACAAGGUCAAUCCUCAAAAUGGGUAUAUAGACUAUGACAAGCUUGAGGAAAAAGCACUUGAUUUUCGACCCAAGAUACUUAUCUGUGGUGGCAGUUCUUAUCCCAGAGAAUGGGAUUACGGGAGGUUCAGGUUGAUUGCUGAUAAAUGUGGGGCAGUGUUGAUGUGUGACAUGGCUCAUAUCAGUGGUCUUGUGGCAGCUAAGGAAGUAGCUAGUCCAUUUGAUUACUGUGAUAUUGUUACCUCAACAACCCACAAAAGUCUCCGUGGUCCAAGGGGAGGCAUCAUCUUUUAUAGAAGAGGGACAAAACCAAGGAAGCAAAGCUUGGCUCUUAAUCACGGAGAUGAUAGUAAUUAUGAUUUUGAGGAGAAGAUUAACUUUGCUUUAUAUCCAUCAUUACAAGGAGGUCCCCACAAUAAUCACAUUGCUGCUCUUGCCAUAGCUUUAAAACAAGUUGCAACUCCAGAGUACAAAGCAUACAUGCAGCAGGUGAAGAAAAAUGCACAGGCUUUAGCAUCCUCCUUGUCGAGAAGAAAAUGCAGAUUGGUGACUGAUGGGACUGAUAAUCAUCUGUUGCUCUGGGAUCUAACCGCACUAGGCUUAAUUGACAGAAACUAUGAGAAGGUCUGCGAGGCGUGUUACAUCACACUCAAUAAAUGUGCCAUUUAUGGUUCUAUUUCUCCUGGAGGAGUGAGAAUUGGUACCCCUGCAAUGACAUCAAGAGGCUGUUUAGAGGAUGAUUUUGAAAUCAUAGCUGAUUUUCUUCUGAGGGCAGCUCAGAUUACUAGCAGCAUACAGAGGGAACAUGGGAAGUCGUGCAAAGAUUUUCUCAAGGGACUUAAGAAUAAUAAAGACAUUUCUGAGCUCAGAAAUCGGGUUGAGACAUUUAGUUCCCAGUUUGCAUUGCCAGGAUUCGAUAAUUGAUUUGAUAAUGUAAAGCAGGCCCUCCAUACAUCCUUGACAUCGUUAUGAUACGUCUUGGGUUACCAUGUUUUGAGUUAUUUUUGCGUGGUAAACCCAUCAGUUUUUAUUCCUUGCUCUUAUCUUUAUAAAGUUAGCUCCUGUAAAUUACAUAGGCGAAUGGAAGUCAAAUCAUGAUGCCUCGGCCAUACAUCACUCUCAGCAAUUGUCCGCUUAUUGCUGACUUUGAGAUUGUAUAAAUUAUUCGAGGUUGAUAUUCUUUUCUUCAACCACAUAUUUUGUGGCUACCCUUUGUUUAUGAAGAAACUUAAGUAAUUACAUGAC
Messenger RNA from Gastrolobium bilobum, 2143 nucleotides. RefSeq names its product serine hydroxymethyltransferase 7-like. The record is from RefSeq and is a predicted model, not a curated record. Gene Ontology annotation, molecular function: pyridoxal phosphate binding; glycine hydroxymethyltransferase activity; serine binding. The transcript is spliced from 4 exons. Gene Ontology annotation, cellular component: cytoplasm. Gene Ontology annotation, biological process: folic acid metabolic process; tetrahydrofolate interconversion; L-serine catabolic process. The coding region runs from base 245 to 1822 and encodes 525 amino acids. NCBI's taxonomy places the organism in Eukaryota, Viridiplantae, Streptophyta, Magnoliopsida, Fabales, Fabaceae.